UUAAUUAACGGUUUUGUUAAUUAAAAGCCCCCAAAAUGGCGGAUGCGGGUGGGGCGGGGCUCGUGCGCGAUGGGAGGGCGCGGAGCGCCCCCUGUUGGCCCUAAAAAAAUCCAAAAACCCCGAAAAAUGCGCCCCGGCGCGCGGGGAGGCGUGGUUUUAUCUGGGCGGUGCUCAUUCGGGGGCGGCUCCGCCCAUGGGGGCGUGGCGCCAGGGGAGGCGUGGCCUCGUGGCGGAAGCGGCGGUGGCGCGGGACGCGCGAGAAUGUCCUCGGGCCGCGCCGCAGCUCCGUCCCCGCCGCCCGGGGGGCUCCCCGGGCUCCCCCCCCGCCGCCGCCGCCGGGGCCCGGCUCCGGGGCCCCCCCCGGGCUCCCCCUCCCCUCCCGCCGUGCCGGGCAGCAAUGACGUGUUCGUGACGUCACGCUCGGAUUUCCGGGCGCAGCUGCGGCGCUGCCAGCGGCUCCUGGCGCCGGGCGGGGGUCCCGGGGGUCCCGGGGAGCUGCGGCUGCACGGGCUGGGGCUGGCCGUGCCCCGCACCAUCAACCUGGCGCUGCAGCUGCAGGCGGGCGCGGGGGGCGCCCUGCGGCUGCACGCCAGCACCUCCUCCGUGCCCCUCCGGGACCGCCGGGACCGGCACCGCGACCGCCCCGACCGCGGCCACAGCGGCGACCGGGAGGACCCCGACGGGGACCCGCCGCGCCACAACUCGGCCAUCCACAUCCGCCUCUGCCGGGAGGCGCCCUGCGCCUGACCGGGUCCCCAGGCCGCCCCCACCCUCCGGGGGUCCCCAAAAUGCGCCAGGGGGACGGCCCGGAGCCCACCCGGAGCCGGUCACGGCCGCCGGGAACCCGCGAGGACUUGGGGACACCGAGAUGCAACCAAGAGUUGUUUGAGGCCACCACGGUGGCCUCGGGGACGCUGUGACCUGGAUGCUUUGGGGACACGGGCGAUGCCACCGGAGGCUCGAGGCCACCGAGCUGCCACCAACGGGUCAAGGGUGCCGCGAGCCAGGGCCACCUCGAUGUCACCUCGGGUCCCUUGAUGUCACACGGAGCUCUCGGUGUUACCCCAAACCCUCAAUGUCAUCCCGGGUCACUCAGUGCCACCCCGAGUCCCUUGGUGUCACCCUGAGCCCUCGGUGUCACUCUGAGCCACUCAACGUCACUCCAAACCUUUGAUGUCAUCCCGGGUCCCUUGGUGUCACCCUCGGUGUCACCCUGAGCCCUCGGUGUCACCCUGAGUCCCUUGGUGUCACCCUGAGCCCUCGGUGUCACCCUGAGCCCUCGGUGUCACCCUGAGUCCCUUGGUGUCACUCUGAGCCCUCGGUGUCACCCUGAGCCCUCGGUGUCACCCUGAGUCCCUCGGUGUCACCCUGAGCCCUCGGUGUCACCCUGAGUCCCUCAACGUCACUCCAAACCCUUGAUGUCAUCCCGAGUCCCUUGAUGUCACCCUGAGCCCCCCCCACAGCAGCCUGGGGACUCUGGAGUGACAUGAGAAGGUGGCACAGGGAGGUGACACCCCAAUAAAGUCGGUGGCAGCAGCA
Molecule: messenger RNA, 1539 nt
Organism: Haemorhous mexicanus (house finch)
Lineage: Eukaryota; Metazoa; Chordata; Aves; Passeriformes; Fringillidae
Gene: POP7
Product: POP7 homolog, ribonuclease P/MRP subunit
Exons: 2
Coding region: 43-747 (234 amino acids)
Biological process (GO): tRNA 5'-leader removal
Cellular component (GO): nucleolar ribonuclease P complex; ribonuclease MRP complex; nucleus
Molecular function (GO): nucleic acid binding
Source: RefSeq, a predicted model, not a curated record